AACCUGACGAAUAAGAGGAGAGGCCGCCGCGUGCCUAUCUCUUCUGUGGUCGUCUCGAAGAAUGGAGUGCCACGGGUACGGAACCAUUAUUAUCUAGUAUCCAUUGAGAGGGUUGGGACUGAUGUCUUGCGAGGACCUCAACUUCUCAAGAGUCACAUCAGAAGUAUUCACACCCUCGAGAAUCCAUAUCAAAGUCCGUAUUCGGACUGUGAGAAGACCUUCAACAGACAGGACAACCUACAACAGCGCAUGCGCGUGCAUAAGAGAUGA
Messenger RNA from Laetiporus sulphureus 93-53, 270 nucleotides. RefSeq lists its product as uncharacterized. Lineage: Eukaryota; Fungi; Basidiomycota; Agaricomycetes; Polyporales; Laetiporaceae. The transcript is spliced from 3 exons. The annotation marks the transcript as partial. The record is from RefSeq and is a predicted model, not a curated record.